AUGGCCUCUCACCGCCUACCGAGUUUGUUAAGCAAACGAUCUUUGAUCAGAUCAGUACAACUUCAUUCGUUCUCUCUAGCUAACGGAAAAUGCUCCAACGAAAGAAUUCUCACCGGAGAAACGAUGAAUCCAUUCGUGAAACAGAUAGAGUAUGCAGUCAGAGGGGCGAUUGUUGAGCGAGCCUCGGCCUUGGAGAAAGAACUGGCGAAGGUAUGGACUUGUAUUAUGUUUUUUCGGUAAUUUUUAAUUCAUCUGAUUACAAGAUUGUGGAAUGUGAUGAUUAACGAAUACCCUUGCCAUCUAUUGUACAUGCUUUUGCAAGAACGAAAGGAAGGCUGCCUUGAUUGAAUCGGAAACGCAUCAACCCGCCAAAAAGUUAUUAUAUUAAACAAAACAACGGGGUGUCAAUAACUUUGAAUUAUUUUAGUUGGCAUUCACGAAAUCUGUCGGAAUAUACCGGAUUUUAUUUUUCGUGAUUGGCGUGAGACUUUCAUAAAAUCUGUUUUUGAGAAGUUGUUGGUCUCUGAUAAACGUGGUCUACGUGCUAAAGGCACGUCAUAAUUUUACUAAACUCAUGUGACAAGUGGUGUGUUUGGGGGUGUGCCCUGACUUAUUUUCCAUGAGAUAGUGUUGGAAUGCAGAUUUGACACAGUUUCAAACAAGUUUUCUUCAAUCGCCAGUUGAGGAGCUGAAAGAAUAAAUCAAUCAUCACUGUAUUGUUUUAAUUUCUAGUUUUCAACCUUGUUACAGGUUGCCUCUUGACCACAAAAACAGGUCACAAAUUUGGUGGAAAUUCAUUUGCCAAAAUUUUUUUACCCACCAUGAGAACAAAAAUGGCAAGAUUUCUGUACAACCCCCUUUUUACAGUACUUGGAUGAUAGAAAACAAUGGAAAAACAAUAGAUAACCUGUGGGACUUCUGCUUUGUUUUAGAUUAGAAUGGGGUUAAACAGAAAUAUUUACCCUAAUAAUGUUACAUUUGAUAAUUUAUACUGGUGUAUUAAUUCCUGCUGCUUUUGACCUUUUCCCUUGGGAUCUUACAAUUGAAGAUCCAUAUUAGAUUUCCUAUAAGAUGGGUAACUCUUCUUCCAAAUUGUUUUGUUUUUCUUUGUGAGGGAAGGAAGAAGCUGAUGUUGUAUUAAGCUUUAGUCCAAUGGCCUCUUUGAUUUGUUAAUAUUCUAGAGGUACAACUGACAAAAUAAGUUUAUCUAGAAAAUAUCGUUCAGGGGGUGUACAGCUGCUGUAAUGUAAUAGGUUCAAGAAGGAUCAUAUUAUGUUCACCAGGGUCUCAACAGAUUCUAAAAUAACAAGAUAAAUGUUGGAUGAUUCUAAACCAUUGUCUCUCUUCAAAGAGGAUUAUCUUAGUUGGAUCUCAAUUGUCUCCUUAAUGUAGGUCUCAGUGAACACCUUGGUAGGAAUUAAUUAGCUAGUCAUAAAAAUCAUCGCCUAAUUGUACACUUAUAAGAGGCCAGUAAAGCAGAAGUUUUGCCUACUGACUGCAAUAUGAAUGGACAUUACACUUACUAUGCAAUAAGGAUCAACUAUGGUAGUCCUUUUUAAAAUAAGAUAGAGAUGCUAUAUUAGGAAACAUUUCCUGUGCUUUUUUAGCCCCCUUUGUAAGGAUGAUAAACACAAUUUCACAUUUCUUGACAUUCUUAUUUUUAUAGUGGGUGAGAAAGAUAAGUUGCACUAAACAAAAAACUUACAAUUUUGUCACUUCUCCCAAUGCUAGCUCUCAGAAUUGAUCGCUAACUCAAACAACAUUUCUAAGCUGAGUUGAUGGUUUUCUUUAUUCUCACUAAGUGUUUACUUGAUCAUAUUGUGGUAUUAUAAGGAGAACUUACUUACUGGUCAUCUACAGGGUGCACAGAAACCUUUCAAUGAGGUAAUAAAAGCAAACAUUGGAGAUGCUCAUGCCCUUGGAAUGAAACCACUUACUUUCCCACGACAGGUCAGUGCAGCCUUUAUUUGUUUUUCAAGACGCUAUAGUGGUUCUUGAUGGUAGAUUUUGCUACAGAUGAUUUUCCAUCAAGGGUAAAUAAGGGUAAUUAUCUCACAUUUUUUAUUUUAACCAGAUCACAAUCUAUUCUGCUCUUAAAUUUAGAGACAAUCUGUAGGUUUACCUUAAGGGCCAAGAGACCUCUGGUAAUAAUGGGAUCUCUGUCUAGGAUUGGUGUCCAUAGAGAAGGGUUCAAUAAUGCUACCAGCUCCACUGUUUCACAGCUGUGGAGUCUAAAUAAAUACCAAAAUGGUUGAUGUAUAAUUUACUGACCUUUCAACACAGACUUACCCUUAAGUAAUUAUAACAUUAUUAACUCCUUUUUAAAAUCACAAGUUCUUGUGUUUGUAGGUUAUUGCCAUGUGUGUAUGUCCAGAACUUAUUGAUACAGCUGACUUUCCUUCUGAUGCAAAAGCAAAAGCCAGGAGUAUACUGAAUGCUACAAAGGGUCACAGUAUGGGUGAGUUUUGUCAGAUGGUUGGUUGACAGCAUACCAUUAAUGAUAAGUUUUAAUUUUUCAAACUUACUCAUCUAAGGGGAUCAGAAGAAUGGGACCUGAUUGUUGAUUCUCCUUUUCUUUGUCAGUUAGUUGUAAAUGUUUGUUGUUAGAUCAAGAGAAUAAUUUCUACCUGAUAAGUUCGAGUAUUCUCAUUACCUGUUUGCUGGAUAAUGUACGAAUAUCACAAAAAGAAGUUACAAGUUACGCAUUAAUCACUUCUGGGCAUUAAAAGGUUAAGUGGCUGGGACUUAGAUCUUCAGAGUUGAUCCCAAUAUCAUUUGUUCCACAUUCUUGCUUUCUUUAUUCAGAAUGUGGAACAGGCUUGAUAAGCUUGUAAUACUUUUAGGAUUCCGAAAUAUAACAUGGUAGAAUCUCAUUAUAGAAUUAAUACAAUUGUGUUAUUUCUUGUAGGUGCAUACUCAGAUUCUCAAGGUCUGGAAGAUAUUCGGAAAAAUGUGGUCAAAUACAUCAGUGAACGUGAUGGUUACCCAUCAGAUCCUAGUCACAUUUACCUCACAAGUGGUGCCAGUGAGGGUAUAAGAGUAAGCCAAUUGAAAAUAGCUUGUCUAAAUUACAACCAGAAGGGAUGGAAACUUUCUUACAGGUCUAAGUUUUGGUCACUCCAUCCAUUUUGACCUGGGAGAGAAACUGAAUAUUCUUGCAUUUUUUUUUCUGUGAAAGAGGAGAAGCUUAAGUUUUUUCACAACAUUUUAGAUAAAAAGUUUGGGCUCAAGCCAAGUAGCCCAUUCAGUGAGAGUUUAUCUCAGUUUCCUUAGCAUGCCAGUCCAUGGCAAUGUUACCCCUGGCAUUUCAACAGGCUUCCUUGACUAUUCACCAGUACCCAUUUACUGUGAGAAUAAACUGUUUUGCCCAAAAUCACAACACAUUGACUCAACAGGUGACCCAGACCUCUUGACCCAGAGUCCAGUGCUCAAACCAUUAGCAACUUUUAAUUAAAGUGACUGAACUGCUAUAUUUGCUUUCAGUUUACUACAAACAGAACUUGAUAUCUACUUGAGAGGCCUAGUGCAAUGUCACUGAUCUUUAACAGCCCGAACAGCACUUAAUAUUUAUGCUUAUUGAUCUCAAUGUUUAUUUUUGUAGUCUAUAUUAAAAUUACUUCAAACAAGUGUCAACACUGGAAAUAACAGGGCUGGUAUUAUGAUUCCAAUACCACAGUAUCCCCUCUAUUCAGCGACAUUGUCUGAGCUGAACUCUUAUCAGGUAACUCGAGGUCAAUUAACCCUUUACACCCUAAUAUCAGUAUGCCUAUUCUCCAUACAGUUCUAGUUACAUUUCCUAAAGUGCUGAUGAGGAGAAUUGGUUUAACGUGCAAGAGCUGUAAUUAUAAGUAGUGGACCAUUUCCUUUAUUCUUGUGACUGUGCUGUUUGAUUCUCUUGGUUUAUUCCUAAAUUUUAGAUUGGUUAAAAUGGAUUUCACAUACUUACACACAGCAUUGAUGUUUUAUUAUUGAAUUUUUUCUUUACAGAUCAACUAUUACCUUGAUGAAGCUAAUGGAUGGGCACUAGACACUGAAGACAUGAAAAGGGCUUUAAAUGAGGCCAGACCUAAUUGUAUACCACGUGCUUUGUGUGUCAUAAAUCCUGGUAAUCCAACAGGUAUUAGAACCUUUUUAAAAAUGAUGAUGAAAAUGAAAGUAAUGAUAAUAGCUAAGUUGUUAAGAUGUAGAAAAUUAAAAAUAAGGCUGUCUUGUCCAUCUUCUCCGCACUUAUCUUGUGGUGCUGACAAGAAAAAUUUGUUUGACAGUUAAAGCUUAAUUCUUAGGUUGGUGAUCAUUUUGUUUAUUUUAAGGUCUAAUGAAUGAUUCAGCAGUUUUACUGUAAGGAGAAAUUAGAAGCUAACAGUAGUCACUCUCAGGGUUUUAAAAGGUUAAGAAAAGUGUUGAAGGGCUGAACAGUAUCUUCGAGUUAAAGUUAGUUUGAAUAAGUGCCUCAGCAAAUUUACCAGUGCCGAAUGAUAGAGCUGGCUCACCGCCUUCCCCUCCAUGUGAUAAGUCACCUUUGGUGGCAUUGGUCUUGAAAACCCCUGCUGUAAACCUCAACACUCUGGCUUGUAUCUUUUCCCAAUCUGCCAACUAAGUGGAUCAACUUUUUCAUCCUCAGGGCAAGUUCUUUCUUAUGACAACAUCAAAGACAUCAUUAAAUUCUGUAAAGAUGAGAAACUUGUUUUACUGGCAGAUGAGGUAGGUGUGCUCUAAAAACUUGUCUCUUUAAAGUUUCUCAAUAAUUUGAGCUGGCUUACUUUCAAUUGUGCAUAACCUGUUUUAGUAGUUGAUUGAAGUAAUUCUUUAUUCAAUGCAGGUAACAUUUGACAGUUAUCAAUUAAAACUGAUCAUCUCAUGACCCUCACACUACAGAUACAAUGUUCCACCAGAAAAAGAGCAAAUUUUUUUUUAACUAGGCACAGAAACUAUAGUUACACAAUUUUUCUUGAGUGUUGGGUUGUUGAGUUGGCUACUGUUGUCAAGGCUCUUUUGAGAGCCGUCAUCAUGUCAUCUUGAAUUUUCUUUCCUUAGGUCUACCAAGCAAAUAUUUAUGGAGAAGGUGCCAAAUUCCACUCCUUCAAAAAGGUCCUUAGAGACUUGGGCCCAGAUUAUGAAGACUUUGAACUGAUUUCAUUCCAUUCAACAUCCAAAGGAUUCCUUGGAGAGUAAGUCAAUGGCUCCAAUUCUUAAAAAUAAUUUUAAUUAGUGAAUGGUACUCUUGCCCAGCCAUAUUUCUUACUGCCUGUAAGAUAGUAAUGAAGAAUACUUUUAAUUGAUUAAAGUUAUCAUGAAUUUGGAUUUAAAUUUAUCACUAAUAUUGGAGUUUUACUGAUUCAAAAGAAAUAGUAAAAUUGUACAGAUAAAGUAUAAGUAUGACAAGAAUAUAAGUAUACAAAAUCUGGGUUAGGAACUUGGUUAUAUUGUUGUAUUGUGUUAGACAAUGGCCUUGUUGUUGGAAUUCUGGAAUCCAAGAGGUCUAGGUUUGAGUUUUGACCAAAUUUGUUUGAUACUCUGUCCAAGGGUACAUGUAUGACUAAGUGAUUUAUGCUGAACUAGCUUCUCAUUUGGAGUGAGCAAGUGAGCUGAUGACUUAUUGCAUACUGUCCUUUGUGCUCUGUUAGAUGUGGCUUUAGAGGAGGUUAUAUGGAAAUUACAGGAAUGGAUGAUGAAGUCAGAUUUCAGUUGAAAAAGAUGAUGUCAGCAAAACUUUGUGCUUGUAUCACAGGACAGGUGAGCCAUUUCCUCUCCUUUCAGUCGAAGUUGGUGAAUGAUUACUGUUUAUUUAUUUAUUUUUUUUUAGUUUAUUUUGUUCACUCUUCAGCAGUUAUUGAAACAAGUUUUCCUAAGCUACUUUUUUGUCAUUCUGAUCCUUUUUGCUCAGGCAAUGAUGGACUGCUUAGUUAGUCCGCCUCAACCUGGUGACAUAUCAUAUGACACAUUCAUUGAGGUAAGGGAAAGCAAUUGCUUUAGAGACAGUGUUGUGUGGCUUUUGGCAGAGAUUUUGUCUAAAGAUAUUGGCUAUGCAGUGAAAAAUGUUCAGAUGAUUACAUGAACUAAGAAUCAUUUGUUAAAAUGACAGUAGAUAUGUAAGCAAAAUAAUUCUGUGCAACUUUUGGGUCUCACUAGUCUAAAAAGAUUGAUAUAAGUAUUCUUCAAGUAAAUUUAUUUCCCUGAAAAAUAGAUAUAGCAUUGGUCUUGUUGUAAAGAACUGCAGCUGAACUUUCAUCUGACAAGGAAUGUUGCUGUGUGUGUUGCUUUUGUAAACACAAAUUCCUUUGAAAGUAGUGUGGCUGGGACAAAAUAAUUGUUGUUACCAGGUUCUGGCCUUGUGUAAUCAAAUAAGCACUAGUUAACCAAGAGAAUAUUUCAACAGUCAGUUAGUUGCAAUUAAAUUUUCACAGCUACACCUGUGUCUAACUCAUAUAAUUUUAAUUGCUAGGAGAAAAAAGCAGUGCUUCAGUCAUUUAAAGACAGAGCUAAACUGGUUGCAGAGACAUUCAACUCAAUGGAGGGUAUUAAAUGUAAUGAAGUUAUGGGUGCCAUGUAUGCCUUCCCCAAUGUGUCAAUCCCUAAGAGGGCACAAGAAGAGGCAAAGGUAAAUGACAAUUAUUUGAUAUGAACAUUAGAUGAUCUUGUUCUCGAAAUAAGAAUUCUGUGGUCUCCUUUGCAAUGCACUCUUCAGAGUGAGCAUGUUGUUUGACAAAUCCAAACAUCGGCUGUGACCUUGAUUCUUGAUGAUGAAUUUUUUACUUUGAUGAAGUCCUCAGAUCAGGUGGUCAUAACAUUCUUGUGACAGUCUCCAAAAAUGGUCCUUUUCAGAAUUAUCCUCACCCUGAAUCACACUACAAUAGGAGAAACAUUACAGUGUUUUUACCUUCCCUUUAUUAAACUCCAAUAUUACCUAAUCUCUGCACUGUUCUUUACACAUUUCUUAUGGAACUGACAAAGUAAAUUAUUUUUAACAACUAAUACCUUUUUUAGUUGGCAAUCAUUUCCGCUAUUCUUGUGAGCUUAGUGAUGGAUUCAGCAGUGAUACUGUCAAGAGGAAUAAGAUACUUGAAGCUCUUUGGGUUUAAGAAGUAAAUGUUGAUUUGCUCAUAAUUUUUUCCUCCUUUUGUUUAGUCCAGAGGUAUGCAUCCUGACAGUUUUUAUGCUCUGGAGUUGUUGGAGAAAACAGGAUUGUGUGUUGUACCAGGAAAUGGUUUUGGACAAAGAGAUGGAACAUUCCAUUUCAGGUAGGGUGGUGCAAGACAUUAGGACAUUAAAGAUUAAAAAGCUUCCACAUUUUAUCUCACACUUUAACACCAAAAAUACAAAAACUUUAUGUGAAUUCAAAGGUUUUUUUCCUCUGGUUGUUUUUCAGGCUGACAAUCUUGCCUCCCAUUGAAGCACUCAAGCCUCUGUUUGAACGUUUUAAAGUCUUCCAUCAAGAGUUUAUGCAAAAAUACAGAGAUUCCAACUCUGCCUUAUAACUCAGUGGGAUUGAGUUACUAGGAUUACUAAAUUUUGUAAUAUAAUUUAUGAUAUGUUAUUUCUUGGAUCUGAAUGGGAAUGUUAUGUAGAAUACUUGCCUUUUCUGGUUUAUGUGGAAACAUUAAGCUGCAAAAUAAGUCACUUUCAAGAUGUCUAAAGUAUAUCUUUAAAAGGAAGCCAAUUACAUUGCCUUCGAUCUGAGAAUGAAUUUUAUUUCAAGCAAAGAAAACUCAUUUUCAUAAGACUAAGUUCUACUCUUGGCUUUAUUUUGAAAAUGAGGGUAUGAAGAUCACUGAAAUGGCCUGUAACUAGCAUGGGUUUUUUUUACUUGAGAGGGUGUGUAGCAGUAUGGAGUCUUUGUUGGAUAAGUAGCCACUCAGAAGGAGAGAGAGAAUACAGAAAGUGGCAGAGGAUGGAUUACAGUCUGGAAAAAAAAGUGAGAAUUAUAAAGUGAAUCACAACAACGAGCUUCCCCUUGCAAUUCUGAAGUGUCCAAAGAUCUCAAGAUGGAUAGUACAAGUACUUAUCAAGACUAAAAGUACCAAAUCAAACAUAACUUUUUUUUGUAGUGUUAUUGUAAAUAUAAAGUUGAAGUUAAUAAGGUUGAGGUUUUCCAUUGUGGUGAGAGAAAAUUAUUCUCAAAGUUUCCAAUUAGUGUUUGUGUCACAGUGAGGUCAGCUGUGACAAACAGUAGAUCCCAACAUUUCAUCAGCAUACUGGUAACUUAUCGCACACGACAGUUAUCAUUGUUCAGUUGAAAUGCCACAAUCUACCAUCUGGCCACAGUGUGACAAGAAACAUUGAUACCUCAUAAAUAAUUAUGUGUUGCAAGCACAUUUUGUUACCAUCAACGUUGAACACUUGAAAUAUUUAUUAUGUGUGCAUUACAAUUAAGAUUAAAGCAUUAGUUUAAUUUAUUAUAUUUAUGAAUUAAAAAGUUAUUCACCAGAUGUACAUCAGAUCAAUCCCAAAUGCAGUGAAAUUCAAGAGACAAGGUUCAGUGCAUCUUUAGAUGUUUGUUAAAUCAAAUUUCUUUUCACUUGGUUGCUUAACUCUUGGGUAACCUUCAACUCCCAUAGGUGACCAAGACAGAAUUUUCCCUUUACAACAUCAAUGUAAUAUCAGGCAGACAAGUGAUGAGAAUUGAAAAAAGUGUCAAUUAGGGGAUUAUUAAUUGUUUCAAUACCAAAUUCUCCAAACUGACCAAACUAAUAAUUGUAUAGCAGACAAUAGAGAGAAUUACAAAUGAGAUUUGGGAACAAAUAUUUGUUCCCCUCACAGUAAUAGGUGUUUCUUUUGAACACCUCCACCUGUCUUGACAUGAAAUGGCUCAAUACUUUCCUUUAAAACUUCAAUCAGCUUUUGAGACCCCCUCCUUGUAAGAGAGGUGGCAGUGACCCUGCUUGCAGUUUGUGUAGUUGUUCUCUAUAAAAGUAUAUUUUGUAUCAGUGAUUUUUUUUGCCACAUGAAUGACCAUAACUAUCAGCUUAUUUUCUGAGGUUUCCAUGACACAACAGCUUUCGCGUAAGAAGUAAACAGCAUGCUUCCCCAUAAUUUUUACCUCUUUUUAAAUAGGUGAGGAAAUUAAACAGCAGUUUGCUUCAUGGAGUGUUUCUGUUCACAUUGCAACCACACGAGGCCCACAGAUUACACCAGAAAUUUUGAAAGUAAUGAAUAGCAAAAUGAUGCAUGCCUGCAGAUUGAGUGGAUUAGUGGAGAGGGUGUUGACUCUGAAGUAAUGAGGAUAGGGAGUAGUCAGAAGAUGGAACCAAUAGUGCCACCCAGCUUAUUGUGCAUUUAAUGAGUGCAGUGUACCAGAAGGGACCCAUUGUGUCAGUGUGUUGAACCAAAAUUAAACAAGCCAAUCUUCUUGAGAGGGUAUCACACAACACUACCCAAGGAUAGCAACACUAUUGAGAGUACAAUUCAUAACUUAAAAAAAUUCAUUCUCUUCAGACAGCCAAAUUUCACAGCUAGACUGUACCACACUUGCCUUAGCACAGUGUGAAGCCACAUUGACCUGAACAAUGACCUGAACAGUUGCCAUCCAUUCAAUCAAUUUUGCCUUUUACUUACAAGUGGCUUUUUGUCUGGGAUUUUGAAACAUCAGUCAUCAUCAUCAUCACACUUUACAAUCUUUUACAGGAUAUCCUUGACCUUCAUGUUCACAACACAUGGACAACAACUGCCACUGACUGGCUCAAGCUAUUUACUGCUUCAUUUCUAUAACCCUUGGACAACAAAACUAAUUUUUACUUCUAUAUAUAACAAGAAAUAUAAGCCUAAAAGACAAAAAUAAUUGUUAUCUUUUCUUGCCUAAUGUACUGCAAAAUGAAUUUUUGAUCAAAAUGAUUUCAACUUCAUUGACUGACACUUUCCAUUUUUAACCUUUUAUUUAUGAUUAAAGUAACUGAUCUGGAACAAGCAAUGUCUGACAAGAAAACUAGUUUUUAUUACUUUUAUAUACAAUAGGAAAUCUAGCAUAAAAGACAAAAAUAAUCAUUAUCUUUCCUCCAAACAUUCUUAUCAGAAAACCUACAAUUAGGCCCAUGAAGUAUUACAAACCUGGUAAAGUGGCUAUUUACAAGUUACAAAAUUAUAUUAUGCAGUAGCAAGGAAAAUAUGCUUGUAAAGUUUACUAUUAUUAAUAGUUUUGAAAAUACAUUCAUUUGUUGAUUGUAUCUAAAUACAAAGAUCAUAAAAAUUACCACAAUUUAUAUCAUUAAUAAAAGCAAUUAAUUGACAAUAGCAACUUUGACUUACAGUUGAGUACUUACUAUUGUUCAGUUGGAAGAUUUCAAAGCAAAAUGUGAAGGACCUGCCUUCAUAUACAAUCUCCACUAAAUAUUUACCAACACACAUUUUGUUUUGUUGUAAACUGACAAAAUUAUGAAGUUGUUUCAAUCUUAGAUCAGUUUGAUUCACAAAAAUGAGGAAUUGUUGAUCAUAUCUGCAGUCCACAAGACCAUCUUCGUCCAUCAACUGAUUUAUAGUUCGAACUUGAAUCUAGCCUCAUUUGUAAAGCAAAAACUAUAUACAUAUAAGCUUGAACUGUGCAAAUGUAAGCUUAUUUCAUACCUAAAUUUAAUUUUAAUAAUAAAUACUAUAC
Molecule: messenger RNA, 10585 nt
Organism: Pocillopora meandrina
Lineage: Eukaryota; Metazoa; Cnidaria; Anthozoa; Scleractinia; Pocilloporidae
Source: the annotation of a GenBank genome assembly